Molecule: messenger RNA, 537 nt
Organism: Leishmania mexicana MHOM/GT/2001/U1103
Lineage: Eukaryota; Euglenozoa; Kinetoplastea; Trypanosomatida; Trypanosomatidae
Exons: 1
Coding region: 1-537 (178 amino acids)
Source: RefSeq, a predicted model, not a curated record
AUGGACUUUCAUGAAAGCGCUGGCGCGCUGUCGCAAAGCGGUGAGAAGUCGUUUUUUCCCUGCCCGCAAGGCGAGCUGCCGUCGCCGUUUGGCUGCAUACCGCCUUCGGCGGAGGAAACCGUCUUCAUUAACACGAACAAGUUGGUCUGGGUGAACUCAGGUGCGCAGCUCAUCAUCAUCCUUGUUGGCGUGAUCGACUUCCUCUUAGGCACCUUGUACUUCUUCAUUAGGCGGCGGCGCAACGAGGAAAGACUGGAACGCUCUCGUGCCGCUCGGCAGUCUUUGCGCGUGAACGAGGAUGGUAAUGUGGCUGACCCACCCAAGAAGCAUCUCUUCUCCCAAAGCCCGACGCUGCAUCGUCCACUCAAACCCGUCUCGGAGCUGAACGGGAGGUGCUGUGGCUGCGCGAGAAUCGCUGACACGGUGGUGCUGCCUUGCAAGCAUGCCGUGUGCUGCUACUCGUGCUCCGACCACGCCACCUACUGCCCUUUCUGCAAAGAGGCCUGCACAGACCGCCAGCGACUCUUUGCGGUGUAG